AGUGCGAGGUGGUGGCAGUUUGUGCAAGUUUGAGCAAUGUGAGAAAGAGGAGUGGGCAGUGUGUGAUAAUUAGGUAUUGACAAUGUAUGAGAAGUACUCGCAGUGAGUGAGUGAGUUGGGUGAGGACCAGGUGCGAAACGCCGGAGUGCAAGCGACCAGUUUGCUGAUGUAAACAGCACUCUUGUCAUGAGUCAGAGACGCCUGUAAGGCCUUAUUUCCUCCCUAGUGACGGUGGCCGUCGUGCAACAUGCAGGAGCAGGACAAGGAUCCGAUAGCUCUACACGUCAUCGUCGUGGGAUUCCACCACAAGAAGGGAAUGCAGGUGGAAUAUGCAUACCCUGCACUGGGCGGCAGUGAUGGGUGCGAACUUCCUGACUUGUGGCGCCAUCUUCCUUCUCUCUGCUUGCCAGAUGGGGCUCACAACCAUGAGGCUGACACUAUCUUCUUUCACCUUCCUCACCUGACAAAGUCAGAUCAGACUGUAUUUGGGGUGUCAUGUUACCGGCAGAUUGAUGCAGAGAAAGUAACCAAUAAAAGUGCUGACAUUACAAGGAACACCGUGCAGAAGUCAGUAUGUGUGCUGAGUACACUUCCAAUUUAUGGAUAUAUUCAGGAACGUCUUCAAGUUACAACAAAAGUGUACUUUAAAGGAGCAGACUUCUCAGAUGUGCAAGACUUGAAAGGCCUCUACCAUGAUCUUAACACCACCAACUGGCGCGACAAACUGGCUCAUGUUGAUCAUGAGGAUAAGUAUGGAGUUUUUGUAUCUGAUGCGGUGAGAGUGUUUGGUCGCAACAUGUUGGUGCUGUUCAAGAUGAUACUCUUGGAGCGACGUGUGCUCUUCUAUCACAGUCCCGUUGGCCCGCUGGUUCGCACCAUCACCUCACUUAUGGCACUCUUCCCUGACAACUUUCCCAAUGGCUUGGCUCAUGCUGCUUCUCUGAGGUCACGAGGUCCCCUAGGCUUUGUAAUGCUGCAGCCUAGUCGAGAUGAAGCUGAUUACAUGGAAGUGUGCUAUGCAGAAGAUGCCCUGGUUUCCCGGGUGAGCAGCAAUGAGGCAGAUCCUGGUGACAUUAAAAUAAUAGGGGACACAGCAGAUGGAUCUUCUGCUAAUGGAGAUGUUCAAAACACUGUGGUACAGAUUGCUGAUAUUGCUAAGGAGUCAGAGUCUAUUGAAGAAACAUUAAACAACCUUGAUAAGCUGGAAGAUAGAUCAGAGCGAAGCAAGAUCAUUAAUGUUACCACUGACGAAAGUCUUCAGCAUGAGGGCAUCACCGCAGAUAACAUUACAUCUCCAGGCGAUGACUUGAGUGAGCGUCGCAGCAGCAACUCCAGCCUAACAUCUGUGACAUCGCGGGGAUCCAUCAUGUCCCCUCCAGAGUUUAAUGGUGGAGGUAGUGGUAACUCUGCCGCCAAUAUCACAAGCAAAAUGUUUUCACUGAAGGGCAGGUUGAGUGGUGCUUUCACCUACUGGACGGGAAAAGAAAAAUCGCCAACCCAAGAAAAACCUUCAUCAACAGCUACCCCCAACCCAUCACCCAGUGAACCAGGAGAUGACGUUCCCAUGUCCCCAACCACAGGAGGAUCCCUCUCUCAGGAACCGUUGCUUCCUGAACCAGAAAGCCUCUCCACCUUUCAGUCACCUCCUGAAAAUUUUGCUGCUCUCAUAUCAUCAGACUGUGGGCUGCCACUUGAGAUUUUUACCAAGGGUAACUUGGUGCAUCCAUACCUAUCAUUGCAGUACUUAGAUGUUUUGAGUGCCCCAACUUCUCGUGCUUUCCUCGUAGGAGCUUCCAAUACACUUUUCAUCCAUAAGAGACAUCUUUAUGAUGUACUUGUACAGCUGGAUGAAGGAAAGAUAGAGAUACCUGAUCCAGAUUUAAAGCGUCAGCUCAGCCUCUCUACAGAAGAUCUCCGCUUUGCAGAGAACAUUGUGCGUCAGGUAGAGGCAGUAAGUGCAACCAUAAAUAACAAAACUGCCAAUGGCACAUCUCCCAUAAAGAAUCACCCUGAUGUGUUUCUUGAAGGUGUUGGCUGGGUUGGUGGGGAGGAAUGGCUCCGUUACCAGUUUAAGGUUUACCUCCUCUCUCUUUUACGAUCAUCUGUUUGCCCAGACGGAAGUCGAGAGUGUGAAGUAUUCAAUGGGAGCUUCAUGAGUGCUUGGAAAGGCACUCACAAUUAUCGUGUAUGGAUGGCAUCUGGACCCUACCCAACUCUAAUGGAGCUAACCCCAGGCCAUCCUCAUGCUGGCAAUCUCUCUAUGAAUGACAUGAGAAUUAGGCUCUCACACACAAUCCAAGGACUGGACAAAGGUCGACGCAUCAAUCAAACACUUGCCAACACUGGUACAGCAGUUGUCAAGACCAAAGAGGCUGUUGGAGGAGCUUUCACAUCAGCUCGUGGGGCAAUAACGAACCUUUGGUCGUCAUUUACCACCACUAAUAUUAACAACACAGUGGUAACGGAAACAUCACAUCUGGAUCCUGCAGUGGAAGCCACUGAAACACAGCACACCACUACAAACAUUGAAGAACAUCAGGGGGAUAAGGCAGCUACUGAGGCAGCCAUGGAAGCUGUAGAGUGCAGCAACCCGCACAAUACCUCCGAAGAGAAGCUUAUAUCUGCAGAGUAAAUGAUAGGAAAAUGUGAGCACAAAUUUGUUAUUGUUUUGUGUAGCAAAAAAUGGGUAAAGAACCUUUAAUUUUUAAGGAUGGUACAUAAUAUUCCACAAAGAUGAUGUGCAUUUAUGUCUUGUAGUCUCCUUCACCCAACUUAUAUUUGAAACAUAUAUAUCAAAACUUUUCCUGUCACUUUAGGAACUUCAAAAAGAUCUUUAUUUUAUAAGUAUAAUGCAAGAAAUCUAUAGAUAUAAUAAUUAUGUAUAUAAUGUAUGAAAUAUAUAUCUAUACAAUUUGUGUAUAUAAUAAUCAACAAAUGUGCCAUGCUAGUGUUGGAUUUCUCAGAAAAUGCAACAAUUAAACUAAACAAUGCCAACCUUUGUUUUAAUACAUAUUGCUUGUAUGGUAUUAUAGAUUGUUUACUCGCUGCUUUCUCGGAAAAUAUUCACACAAGAAACUGGUCUCAUUAUAACAAAAAAUGCAAAUUUGUAAGACAAAAUGGUGGUUCAGCAACAGCAUUAUCAAAGUAAUAGAAUCUCAGAAACUUGUAGAUGUUUUGAGGCUUUUUAUGGGAGGAGCCCAAUGGUGGCUUUUCACUGCUGGAUGACAUCAGUUCCAGGAGUCCUGUUUGACCUACAGAGAAUAGAGCGAGAACCUGGCCCUCUUCCCUCACAAAGGCACAGGAGGCACAGGACUGUUAACAUCACCCUCACUAGGAAAGCAUCCAGAAAGUCAACAAAGCCUUAUAAACAACUGCAAGGUUCAUAUGAAAUGAAACAUUAAUAUCCAAACGACUCCACAAAUUAUUCGGUCAUAACAAUUGGUUUAUUCAAAAUUAGCUUGAACCGAUGGUCGCCACCAGGCGGCCAGAGUCCCUGGACCAUAGUCCCCAGCUGAUGUAAUUAAUUCCUAUAGAUCGCCAGGCCUCCCAGAAUCAGUGGUUAAGGUUAUUCCAUCAGGUGUACAGAACACGGUGUGUGAAUUUGCGGCUUUGUAGUAGGCCUUGUGGAAGAUUCUGCUUCCUUUGUGCUCCAUUCUUCGGCUUCAUCCUAAGUACUCCCAGUGGUUCACUCCCUGAACCACGGGGAUCACUUCAACCCUACUCCCUUUGGAGCUGGAUUAUUCAUGUAGCUCACUUUCUUCUUUCUCAGGGUUUGGUUCUCCAAGUGGCUCGCAUGUGGGGUAUGUCCAAUGUUCGCGCAGACAAGUUAUCUUGCUCCAUUUCUACAGAGUGGACUCUUGAUGAUGCAUCCUUCUAUUGUUUUUGCAAAACAUUCAAUAAUUCUGAGGUGAGCUUCUUCACAUCAGUAUGGAACCAGUGUCUUCCCUCCUACAUGGAUCAAUUCCUUGAUUGUGAGGUUUUCCAGUGGGUGCCUUUGGCUGGACUGGUUGAGGUGGGGGGUUCAUUCACCUUUUUUUCUAGUUCAGUUGUUGCUCUGGGUGCUGUUCAAACUGAAGUCAUACUUGGGCUAGGUGAUUCUUCAUCCUUGGUUUCUGGCUCUUUUGGUCUAGUGUACAAACCUGGGCAUUUUACUGCAGGACCACCACUAUCAGAAAAUUGGUUUGAUGAUGUACUUUGCUGGUUCAACCUUCUCUGUUCUAUGCAUCUAGAGUUCUGUUGCAGAUCUAUUGUCAUUUGUAUAGCAUGCAGAUGGCUGGGUUAUUGGUGUCCCAACUAGCUCUCUCUCCACAAUGGCAGUAUGAAGCUGCUUGCUUCACCUCUUUUAUUUUUGCCAUCUUUCUUUGGUGACCUGGUGGUCAUGUCUUUUUUGGCCUGGAUGUUUUUUGGAUUGUCAUCUUAUACUUACUAUUGUUGUCUCUUCUCAUUCAGUGUUGGGGGAGCUGCUGUUGCAAGUUGUCUAGGGUAUUCUUUGACCUCCAGCUGGCUUAUGCUCCUCCUGAGCCACCUUGGUCUGUUGACGAGGUGCUAGUCUUUCAUGCCUUUGCUCAUUUCAUGCUUGCCCCCUUCAGUCAGGAAAAUCAGGGAUGUUUUUCUCAAAACGAUGUUUUUGUCCAUGUUUACCUCCAACUACAGAGUUGGGCAACUUCAUACUGUACUCUUCUCCAGAGUUGGGGUUUCUGUACCUUUGGCUUGGUGGGCAGUUUGUUCAUCUGCAGCUUUCUCCGAUUUUUCUGGAGAGGAAUGAAUCAACUGGCAUCCAGAAUGGUCCUUUGGUGAUUAAUGCUGGGUUGGUUUGGCCAGGGGUGCAUCCUUAGUUGUCUGGUGGCACCAGUUCUUGGUGGAUACGUUGUUAGUUGACCUGUUUUCUUGAUCCCGUUCCAAGGCCUGUAUUUCUCGGGUUGUCCAGUUUCUUCAAAGCUAGACAGCCUGGAGUCUCCCCUCUGGCCAAUGAUGUUUGUAAGCAUGCAGCCUUUGCUGCUGUUUUCUCCAACAUGUUGUGGACUUACACUCAGGGUUGGAGGUUUUGAAGGUCUUACAUGGCCUUUGCAGCCCAGUCUUUGUUUCUGUUCCUAGUCCCAAUCAGUCUUGUGUGGCACUGGACUGUGUUUCUGGCCCUCAGUUUCUUCUCUGGCCUAGUACCUGCCAUCUCUCCUUCCUAACCUGUUAAUCCCCUUAUUUUCCUGUUUCUCUGGUUAGUUGCAGGAAACCACAAUGGUGCUCUUCCCAGAAAACCAGGAUUGAAUGUAAUGAAAUGCCUUUCUGUUACAGCUCUGGUGGCUCCCCAACUCCCUCUCUAGCAGGUUCGUUGUUUCUUUUUUCCAUCAGUCAUGGAGUGACCUUGGAGACAGCUGUUGGCCAGCUGGUAGCAGCCAUCAGUACUAACAAGAUCAAGCUAGUUUAAAAUUAACUAAUUAUUUAGAUUUGAUUCACUUGUGAAGUCAUUUGACUAUUUUGAAGCUUUGUUUUUCAUGAACUUUGCAUUUGUCUGUAAAGUUUUCUGGAUGCUUUCCUGGUGAGGAUGAUGACCACAAUACUGUAAUACGCCAUCUGAUCCUUGCACCUAUGUUAGGUGGCCAGGUUCUGGCUCUGGUCCCCAGUAGUCCAAGCAGUAUUCUUGCGACUGAUGCGACCCAGAAGUGAGGAGCCAUCACAGUGAGAUAGCUUUAGGGAGCCACCAGGGCUCUACCAGAAAGAUAUGUUUCAUUACAUUUAGUGCUGGGUUUUUAUCUUCAGUCUUGUCAUUCAUAAGUAAUUAUUAACACCCCAUUUGUAACUAGUAUCGUGGGAUGGUAGGAGUGACUCCAGACCCCUGCACCGGCUAUCCAACCUCAGUUUUGAGGCUGUUGUGCUUGGUGGCGGUCAUUCAACUCUGGCUCCAGAUUCUGUGCAGAGCUGUGCUCUUGCGGUGUUGUUCUGCUGUGUUGUGGUGUGCGAGCCAGGAGUAAUUCAUGAAGUACUGGGGCUGCAUGCACCUAGGGCUCCCUUCCCUAGGUGCCCCUGUAAGUACUGCCCUUGCAGUUUAGGGUUAUCUUCCAUAAGUCAUUUGGGAACUACUUACAUAGGGAUCUCUUGCUGCUCAGUGAUUGCCCACCCUUGGGGUCAGCUGGGGUUUUUAUACCCGCUGUUUGACCCUGGGUAAGAGGUAGUAUCGUCGCUGCAAGGUACUGUGCAGUUUAUCUCCAUUACACACAACGGCCGGUUCUGUUCCUUCCGGAACAGAACCGGCCGCUAGGUUAGUUGCUUUUCCAGAUGCCGCGAGGCUGCCCUGGGUGUAAUUAUUCGGCCUCCGGGGGCCUUACAUCGGGUGCUGCGUCGUCGGCUUCCUCUUUGAGUUUUUCGGGGUUCACUGCCAUAACGUUGGCUAUGCCGGAUGUGUGGGCACCCAGAAGUGGACCUCUUCGCGUCGGUGUGGUCGAGGCAUCUCCCAGUAUAUGUGGCGCCCUUCCCUGAAUGCGAGGCCGUCGGGGUCAAUGCUUUUCGGCAGGACUGGUCAAGGUGGAGUUACCUGUACCUCUUCCCGCCGGUUCAUCUGUUGCUUCGGGUUCUGGCUUGGUUGGAGACUUACCUGGGGGGAGUUGUCCUGUUGGCCCCUUGGUGGCUGGCCCAGUCUUGGUUUCUGACACUGCUUGCUCAGCGUCCAAACUCGAGGACUUUUCUGCAGAAAAGUCUUUUCUGAAGGAAAGUCUUUUCUGCUCUGCUUCUUUCAGCAGAUCGGUUUGGUCUGGUAUUAGUAUAUGGUUGGUUCGAUCUGUACGUCUGGUCUUUUUGAUGCGGGUUUAUCACCACUUGUAUGGUAAUCAAGUUGCUUCAUUAAUGGUGUCCACCUGCGUGUUUCGUCUCGGUGGUCCUUUUGUCACAUUUUGUCUCUUCAUGGGUUGUCUUCGGUUUCAGAUCGUGUUGUUUUGUCUUUUCUCUCUUGGUUAUUAAAGGACCGUUAUCUUAUGCCAAAUACUGUUGCCUCGUAUCAUGGGGCGCUGGUGGAGCCGCUCCUGCUUGCAUUCGGGGUGGAUGUUACUUUCGCUCCAUUUCAAAAGCUGUCUCGUGUGUUGUUUCACCUCCAGCCUGCUUGUGCACCACCUGAGCUGUUCUGGUCGUUGCACCGGGUGCUCUUUUCUCUCUUCUUGGUUUGUGGUGGCUCCUUCGGUUUGGGAUUGUUUUCAUAAGGUGUUCGGGAUUGUUUAGUUUCAAUGUUUUCAUCGUUGUUUUCUCUUUUCUUGUUGGCAGUGGCCUCUGGAGCCACUGGGGUUUAGGAGCUUCAUGCUCUCCUCCGGCUGAAGGGUUUCUGCUCUUUCGGUCAUGGUGGUAGGUUUGUUUGUUUGCAGCUGUCUCCUCCUUUUCUGCUGAAGAAU
Procambarus clarkii (red swamp crayfish) is the source of this 7370-nucleotide messenger RNA. Its product is annotated as late secretory pathway protein AVL9 homolog. Gene Ontology annotation, cellular component: cytoplasm. The record is from RefSeq and is a predicted model, not a curated record. Lineage: Eukaryota; Metazoa; Arthropoda; Malacostraca; Decapoda; Cambaridae.